ACCGCUUGGCAUACAUCGCGACAUGCUUUACGCUGCAACUGCUAAGUUUCUGUCAAUGCCCUCCGUCGCCAAACCGCUUAGGUACCGACAUUGUGCAACUAUGUUACAGUCUCCCGCAAUAUGCUUCUAACCAACGGUAAUUUCAUUGCAAGUAAGCAUUACUGGCCUAGAACUGCCUAGGGGCUAUUUGCUCAACUGGACGACGAUUGUGCGAGUGCUGGCAGAGCGCCGGCAACGUAUCAGCGGCUAAUCAUUAGUCAUAUAUUAAAGGAUGCACCAGAUGGAGUGGCAAGCCCUCCAAGCCUCCGUGUCUGGGGCCGUCGCCGGGGCUGCCGCCGAUGGCAAUGCGAGCCGUCGCGACCGCGACAGCGGCAUGCUAGGCGCCGGCAACCAACUGUAUCCGAGCACCUCCAUUUGGGCUAAACCGAACCUGGGCUCAUUGCAGCAGUUGCAACAAGGACCGAAACAGGUGACGACAGCUGGAGUGAGCCGUACAUUCCACAGGACGGCAGCACCGGGGCUUCAUGGCACCCUCCCAACCCAGUUCGCUCAGCCUCUACCUCAUAUUGAGCUCUGGGAUGAGAAGCCCGUGCGGCCGCUGCAGUUCCCAGCUUCACACCUCGGGCGGCCGCAGCCGCUCCGCUUAGCACAACAGCUGCAAGAGCAUCAGCAUCAGCAGCAGCAGCUGCCAUUGCCGCUGUCACCUCCACUGUCCUUUGCCUUAGACCGGCAACCCCGUGUCGUAUACCCGCAACAACAGCAGCAACUGCAGGAACGGCACCUCCGGCAGCACGAAAUGCUUCUCCAACACCAACACCACCAGCAGCAGCGACAGCUGCUACAGCAGCAACCCGGGAGUGGUCAUCAUUACCACCAACAGCAGCAGCAGCAGCACCAGCACCAGCUACACCCGGAGCAGCAACCGCCGCCGCCGCUGCUGUUUAAGCCACCACAGGAAACCUUUGAACAGCAGUAUGACCACUCUGAAGUGCUGCCAGCCCCGACGUCCCCGUCAUCCCUGCUGCUCCCGGCCGCGGCGGCGGCGGCGGCGGCGGCGGCGCAAUACGUUAUGGAUACCGAUUCGCCGUACAACGCCGACGUGGGAGCAUCCAUGGAAGCUUCCACGGUGCCAGCAGGCGUGCAAGGCAUGGGGGCGUUUCUUGCUGGCGACAGCCAUGCAUGUCUUUCGGAUCGUCGACAGCCCUUGACGCCAAUAUCAUCUUCACUUUUGCCUCCGCCACCGUCGAUGCCGCCAGAUCAGCUGGAUCUCCAUCAACCGCAAUGGAACCAAGCGCCAGACCACUCUCUGCGGCUAACGUUCGAUCCGCUCAUGCACCAGCCGCAUCCUGCCCCGCAGCAGCAGCAACAGCCGCCGCCACAACAACAGCACUACCGACAGCAGCAGCAGCAGCAGCUGCUGCUGCAACAGCUGCUUCUUCAGUGCCAGAGUUCCUUACUGGAAGGCCUGCAGGACUGCGGCCAGCAGGAGCGGCAGCAGCAGCCGUGGCAGCUGCAACCACAACAGCGCUACUCGGAGGCACCCCAGCAGGAGGGUCCUCAUCCAGGCAACACCUGCUAUCCGGUAGCUCUUGGAGCAGCCCAACUGCUUUCCGGGGCCAACUGCUUUCCGGCUCCGAUACCGGGUCCCGGAGAAAUUCGUACGACUUGUACGGCAGGGGGCAUCUUGCGUCAUCCCGGAGCGGCGCCGCCUUGGGCAAGGCGCCCCCGCUCCUCCUUCCUCUCCGCCGCCUCUCACGAACGCACCCGCUGCGAGCCAGCCACAACCGCAGCCACACCGGGUCCUGAGGGCACAACUGCCGUUAUAAUCACCGCAACCACCACAACCACCGCACACAAGAAUGAGCUCCGGAGCCAGUCAGCAAUCGUACGGCAGCGACGGCGGGGUGCUGCAGGCAGCAGCAGCUGGGGCCGAGCCCUGCUACCGUACCUUACCAGCGACCUCAUCCUGUCAGAUUCUCCUCACUCCGCGAAGCCGCAGCAGCAACAGCAGCAGCAACAAGGUCAGCAGCCCCCGAAGAAGCCGGCGACCAAGCGCGCACGUGUGCUGCGGGAGGGGCAACUCAGCCUGAUUGUGUUCGGUUACGAUGAGAAGAUUGUGUGGGCGCGGCGUGUGGGGGGCUUCAUGAGGGCGAUGCGAGGGGUGCUGGGGGACCGCUCGCUGAGGUGCAGGUGGGGCGGCUCCGUGCUGGACUCCGUGGUGGGUACCUUCCUCACGCAGAAUGCCGCCGACGUCCUGUCAAGCGCCGCUUUCAUGAACCUGGCGGCGGCGUUCCCAGGGCCCCGCUCGAGGUCCUUCUUCGCAGCUAACCGGGCAGCUGCAACGCCUUCGUUGCCAACAGCGGCGCCGACAUCAGCUGUUGCGACGACCAGCCAGGCAGCCUACGACACCCCCGCACCCGCCAACACCUCCAUCCCUCUAUUAGCAGCAGCCCCCACUGCAGCAGCCUCGUGCAGCACUGAAGCGAGGUACGACGACACCGCCGCCGCGACAGCAGCCGCGGCGGCAGCGGUAGCGUCUCCGGCACCCCUGCCGUACGGAUUCUGGAUCCCGGAGGGCGAGGAUAUCGUGGACUGGGAGGCCGUACGUACGGCACCCGAGGAAGACCUAGCGGAGCUGAUUCGCUGCAGGGGCAUGCACCUCAUGCUAGCCAAGCGGAUCCAGGCCUUCCUCAACGCCGUACACCGAGAGUCCGCUACUGGUGCUACUGCUGCUGCUGGUGGUGCUGCUACUGCUGGUGGUGCUGGCACUGCUGGUACUGCAACUAGCCAUACGGACUCAGCAGCUGCUCCUGCUCCUGCUGCCGCAACUCCGCGUUCUAGCAGGAAGCAAAAGGGCGGCAGGGCUGCUGGCCAUGUUGGCAGUAGCGGCAGCGGGCAGCGUGACAGCGGCAUCUCAGCGGCCGGUGCCCCGGGCAGCCCUCCGCCUCCUGCUGCUGCUGCUGCUGCUCCUGCUGCUCCUGCUGCUCCGCCUCCUCCGCUUGCUUCCGCCGCCUCGGCUCCCCAGGCGCUUUCCCUUGAGUGGUUACGAGGCGCAUCAGCGGAGGAAGCCAACAGCUACCUGCUAGGAGUGGGCGGUCUGGGUCGCAAGAGCGUGGCUUGCAUCACGUUGCUAGCCCUGCACCGCAAGGAAUUCCCAGUCGACAUUAACGUCGCUCGAGUCUUCGCACGACUGGGCUGGAUCCCGAUCGAGGCCGAAGCCACCCUGGAGCAGCUGGAUGCCUAUCCGCAGGAGCCCGAGGUCCACAAGUACCUGCACGGGCGGCUGAUGUGUUUCGACCAGGAAACGUUGUACGAGCUGCACUACCAGGCGAUCACACUGGGGAAGGUGUUCUGUCAGAAGCGGCUGCCCAACUGCGACGCCUGCCCGCUAGCUGAGCAGUGCGACUAUGCAAGACAAGGAGGCCAGAGGCUGAAGGUGAAGAGGGUGAUGGUGGUUCCGCAGCGCGCCAACGCCUCUCCUGCCGUACACACACAGCGCAAGCCUGCCGUACAUGGUGUGCCCUCCCCUACGGCAGCGGCAGCAGCCAGCGCCCCCGCUCCUCUCACUCCCCUCGCCACAGCGGUUGCGGCUCCAACUGCAGUCCCAAGUCGGCAGCGGGCAACGGCUCCACCCGCGACGCUCAACAGCUUCGUGGGCCUGACGGAGGGUAAGCAGCAGCCACCAGUUGCGGAUCCUGCGAGCAACGUACCGUCGGAUGAGAUAACCCCUCCCAUUCGGGUGCAGCAACAGCAGCAACAGCAGCAACAGUGGGAGGGACAGCAACAACUGCAGCAGAAGCACCAGCAGCCAAAGCAAGAGUGGGAGCCGCUGCAGGAAGGCCAGGAGCAGGAGCAGGAGCAGGAGCAGCGCAGACUGGAGGUCGAGGGCCUUAUAGCGGGGCUUCGUCGCCAUCAGAGCCCCAUUCCGGGCUGCACGGACGAUACCCUGUCCUCGCCUCUUCGCUCGCCUCCUCCGUCGCCUUCCCGUCCUGUCGCAUUGCACGUUGGUCAGCAACAGGGUCUAGCCUCUUUCGGGGUCUCAGUAGCGGCGGACGGUGCUGUAAGGAAGGAAUCUGGUGAGGCGCCGGCGGUUGCUGACUGCGGCACAGCAGCAGCAGCGAUAGGGGAUGUGUUCAAGACCUCGGGGGCAGGUCGCCUCGCUGCGACAUUACUGCAGCCUGUUGCUGCGGUGUUGGGUCCGAAGAAGGUAACGGUAUGCAGCAACACGAGCGUGGCAGCGGCGGCGGAGGGACACGAAGCUGGUUUUGGGGAGGCUGCUGCCGGUUCCGUUGGGAAGGUGGUUGCUGCCGACGCUGCCGACGCGGCUGCCGGCACUGCGUCACUGCCCUUUGACGCAGUGGAAGAGGGGGGAGGAGCGGCUGCAGACGUGUCGUCUAGCCGUACAACCCUUCCACACACCGCCAGGAUGCCUUGUUGUCGUACACGUCGUGCCGCCGCGAUCCAGGCGUCCGCCGGCAUUGCAGCGGUGUAUGCUUCCAUCCACCCGUACCGCCGCAUGCGUCCCGGACCCAUGGGUCAAUCCUCCUCAUUGCCACACUCAGAGCCCCACCACACGGCGCCAGCUGGCCUGCAUGAUGACCCACGGGUCAGUGAUGAUGUUGCAAUGCAAAAAGGACGAGAUGAUGCGAAAGGCGUAAGUACAUCACCGCGGCGUCAGUUGCCAUUUCGGGCAGGUCGGGCACGCUUUGGCAGCGACGACGACGGCAGCGGCAGCUGGGAAGCUGAUGACCGGGCGGACGGUGGGCGGCAAGCCGUCGCUCCAAAACCAGCAUCACGUCAGCAGCAGCAGCAGCAGCAGAGGCGGCAGCGGCGGCGGCUGCAACAGGACGAAGAGCGGCAAGAGGGGCACAUGGGUGAGCAGCGACCACAACCCAAAGAGCUGGACCAUGAACAACAGCAGCAGCAGCAGCGGCGGAAGAGGCAGAAGUGCUCAACAGUCCCGCUGCAUGGGGACAGCGGCAGUGGAGAUGGCGUUGAGCGCGGCAGUACGGCAAGCGCAAUGGCGGCGCAUGAUGGAGCGGCGGCGAUGGCGGCGGCGGCGGCGGAGGCUUCCCUAACGAAGAAGGAAGAAGCAGUCGCCGCUGCCGGCGGCAGCGGUAACAGCUGCGGCGUCUGCCAGCAUACUGGCUGCGUACACGGCGGCGGCGGCGGCGCCAGCAAACAAGGAGGACGAAGCGGAAGGCCCUCACCCUCGCCCUCGCGAUUAUGGGAAGUGGAGCCGCCGCCGCUGCCGUCGCUGCCGCAUGUGCCGGUGUUGCCAUCCCCGGUUGUGGCUCCAGCAGAUGUGGUGCAACCGGCCCCGCUGCAGCCUGCCACGCCAGAGAAGCCGGACUUGUCAUCCGUGAGGGGGUUGCGUGGCGGAGCGAGGGCAGCAGUAGAGACGGGAAAGCAAGCCAACGCAUCUGCAGUGGCGGUGUCGACAACAGCCGUAGAGCCGUUGGCGGCGGCGGCGGUGCAGCAGGUCGCAACGUCCGCUGCGGCAGCAGGGGCAGUAACGGCUGCCGUACCUCUUACCGGUUUUGCCGCCUGGAGUAAUCGCGAGGCGCCCACGGAGUCGGAUCCACGGGAUGCACUACCUGUUGUGGUUUCGGAACCGGGCUGGGAGCACGUGGAGCGGAUUUUAUCUGUCGUACAGUGCGGUACGAUGGCUGGCCCUGCUGCUGGUGGUGAGGCUGCGGGUGCAGCAGCGGGUGCUGCUGCAGGCCUUGCAGGCAGCGCUGCUGCUGCUGCCUCAAGCACCGGGUCUUGGGAGCCCCUGUCGCUGCGGGCUGCCUGCUCGGUGUUGCAGAUGGACGCACCAGCGACCCUUGCCGAUGGCGCCAGCGUCGUACGGCAGCGCUAUUUGGAGCUCAGUGUUGCCGUACAUCCAGACAAGUGCCGCCACCCUCGCGCCGCUGACGCCUUCGCGGCGCUCACUCGGGCAGCCGCCAUCGCCCGCCGUGCCGCCGCCGCUGGUGCUGCCGGUGCUGCUGCUGCUGCUGCUGCUGCGGGUGCUGCUCCCUCACCUGCCUACACUUCUUACGCCGCUGAUGAUGGCAGCGGCAGCGGCUGCGGCAGCGGUCUGACAGCUGAUGCCGCUGCUGACGUGGCUUCGUUGUACUGCAUCGAUCCAGACGGCACCAUUCGCAUUCCGGCGGAGGCGAAGAGGCCGCCACAGCAGCCACCGCCUCGCCACCCGCUGCCUGCAGCUGGAAGCACCGUCUGCAGCGCUGAGACCGCGCAGCAGCUGUUUACAGGGCAGGACAACCCCCUUUCAGCCACGGUUUUUGCGGCUGGGAGCGCGACUGGGACGGCUGGCGUGGCUGUCGCAGAUGGGAUCGCAGCUUCCGGAUUGGGGCCUGAAGCGAUGAGCGGUCAAUUUAUGGUCGUUCAGCAAAGCGUGGGUACCGGCAGUAGUCGCCGGAGUGCUAACGUCAUCGGCGGCGGCGGUGGGCAAUCCCAGCUGGUUGCCUUUGAGCCCGGUGGCAGAGCGGUUGCGAACAAAACCAGACGCAGGGUGACAGGAAUCGAGGUGUCACACGCCGCCAUGCGGAGGAUCGCUCCCGAGCUGAUGGCCUGCUGGGGCUCUAGCGCAGCAGCAGCAGAUGCCCCCUUGCAGCAGCAGCAGCAGCAGCAGGAUGAUGAUGAAGAGGCGCCUUACUUGCUGGUGCUGCUGGCUCCCACAACUCAAGCUCCCAGCUCUCACGGCACGCCUCCCACCCGAAGACCCGACGGUGGGGCGCCACCACCGCCGCCGUCGUACCCCCGGGGGCGGAUCAGCGACGCAGCAUCGACGCCUGUUCCGUAUUCUCUUGCUGCAACUUCGCCGGCUGCUGGCGGCGCCCCGCAGGGACUGUUGCGCGAAACGCACAGGCCUGUGACGAACAACGAUGGCGGUGAUGGCAGCGGCAGCGGCAGCGGUGGUUGUGGUCUUGCGGCGCCCCUGGAGGUCAAUGGAGAUGGGCGGGCUGAGGCCGCGGGAGGGCAGCAUCAGCCCUUCCGACAGGGCGCGGUGACGGCGGCGUUCGCUCGCAAGCCGGCAGGCCCUCAGGCUGCUGCCGCAGCCUUCUGGCGAGUGGCCAGCCCCCACGAACAGCUGUUUCCGGCCGUACAUCGCUUGCAGCAACUCCGGGCGACCCAGCAAGCGCUCCAGCAGCAGCAUCAGCAGCAGCAAGAAGGGCAGCAAGCGGGGGCGCUGCAUACGCAUUCCAGCGGUGAUGGCAACGGCGAUAGCAUUGAGUGUCAGCAGGCUUGCCCGACAGCAGCGGUGGCGGCAGUAAAGGCGGUGACGGUGGCGGCAGCGGAGGUAGAGGUGCUGCUGUCGUUGGAGCUGCACGCUGCCGUACUGAUGCCGUGUCGUACGGCGCUACGUGGGGGCUUCCCGCUCAACGGCACCUUCUUCCAGACCAACGAGUAUUUUCUGCUGGAGAACACUGGCUGGCAUCCCCUGCGACUCAGGCUGGGGCAGUUGCUACUGCUGGGGCAAGCCAAUGCGCCUCCUCAUCCCUCCUCAUACUCACCACCCCCGCCGCCUCUACGAGCAUCACCUUCGGCGGGGCAGAAGCAUGCAGGGGAUGAGGGGGUGAUGGAGGGAUUUCCCGGAGGGGUGUUCCGGGAUGUGUUUUUUGGACACGCUACGUCCAGCAUCACACGCGACAUGGCGGCAGCGGAGGUGGCAGCGCUGUUCAACUGCGGGGCGGUGUGCGUGAGGGCCUUUUGCUGCUUCACGGGCUAUCCAAGACCACUUCCGCAGUUCCUGGCUCCAACAUCAACAUCGAACGGUGCCGAGGUUGGACGAGGCGGUGGAGCCGGAGGUGGCAACCGUCGAAGCACUGCGAAAGCGGUGGACAAAGAGUAAUAUCAAGAGUUGCAGUAGCAUGUAACAAUACGCCUCUCUA
Messenger RNA from Astrephomene gubernaculifera, 7898 nucleotides. The record is from the annotation of a GenBank genome assembly. Lineage: Eukaryota; Viridiplantae; Chlorophyta; Chlorophyceae; Chlamydomonadales; Astrephomenaceae.